Messenger RNA from Rhodofomes roseus, 1218 nucleotides. RefSeq names its product D-lactonohydrolase-like protein. The record is from RefSeq and is a predicted model, not a curated record. NCBI's taxonomy places the organism in Eukaryota, Fungi, Basidiomycota, Agaricomycetes, Polyporales, Fomitopsidaceae. The coding region runs from base 1 to 1218 and encodes 405 amino acids. The transcript is spliced from 7 exons.
AUGGGUGCUCUGGCGGGCCUAGCAGCAUGGCGUUGGCCAGGAACGCCGGGGCCAAUAUCAUUACAGGGCGUGCCGCUACCGCCUCAGGCAGUGUACGUUGACCCUCUGUCCUUCGCUGUGCAUCCUCCGGGCGCGCCUUUUCGUGGAGACGGAUGGACGGAUCACUUCAACCCGACCAACACGUCGCCGCCAUUCUUCCAGGUUUUCCACCCCGGUUUUCUCAAGAUCCUUGGCUCGAGUCCAUCUAUUCGCGCCAUUGCUACGAACCCCGGUUUCGCGUUCGCGCACGAAGCGCCCAUCUGGGUCCCCGGGACAGACGAAAUCUUCUUCAGUAGCCAGGACGGCGGAUACCUUGGUUUCAGUGACUGGGAAAACAAUAACGAGGUCGGGAAGCUAAGCCUGGGUGACGUGAAAGAGGCGUCAGUGGCAAGCCGAAGCCGGACGAGCCUUCUCAAUGUCACAGUAACUCCACUCUCCCUACCGGACACUGUACAGAUGACGAAUGGAGGGACGGGUCCCUAUUAUGGGUCCUUGCUGCUCAUUAAUUCAGGCCGAGGUGUGCGCCCGCCCAAUCUUGUCCUUGUCAACCCGUCUGCGCCCCACAAUGCAACUGUCAUCCUCGACAACUACUUUGGGCGACAAUUCAACUCACUCAACGAUGUGAAGAUACACCCGCGCAGCGGAAAUAUCUACUUCACAGACGUAACGUACGGCUGGCUGAACCACUUCCGCCCAUCACCCCUUCUUCCGAACCAAGUCUAUCGGUUUGACCCAAAUACAGGCAAUGUUCGAGUCGUCGCAGAUGGCUUUAUUCGCUGCAAUGGACUGGCCUUCUCCGGGGACGGCAGACUUGCAUACAUCGCAGACUCCGGCGCUGCAGGAGGCUUCUUAGGAAAGAACGCGACUGACCCAGCGACCAUUUACGCGUACGACGUGGACCCGCAAAGCGACGUGCUCCUCAAUCGGCGUGUCUUCGCAUACGUCGACGCCGGUGUUCCGGACGGUGUCCAGGUUGACAAGCUCGGCAACGUAUACGCUGCCUGCGGAGACGGUGUGCACGUCUGGGACCGGUCGGGAACGUUGCUAGGCAAGUUCUUCAUCGGUACUGAGUCUGCAAACAUAGCGUUCGCGGGACGUGGACGGUUGGUCAUCCUGGCGGAAACUGCCAUAUAUCUCGCGGAGAUAUUUGCCGACGGUGUAAAGGUCUCGUGGCCGUGA